Messenger RNA from Lontra canadensis (Northern American river otter), 2841 nucleotides. It is a transcript of the gene MALT1, whose product is annotated as MALT1 paracaspase. The record is from RefSeq and is a predicted model, not a curated record. Gene Ontology annotation, molecular function: cysteine-type endopeptidase activity. Gene Ontology annotation, biological process: proteolysis. Lineage: Eukaryota; Metazoa; Chordata; Mammalia; Carnivora; Mustelidae. The transcript has 17 exons. Bases 136 to 2688 code for a protein of 850 amino acids.
UCUGCAGGGCGGGGAGCGGAGCUUCCUCCUCAGAGUGCGGUGCGACGUCGCUGGAUUUUUCCUUCCGCCCCUGCCUCCGCGGCGCCGGGGCGAGCGAGGGGGCAAGCGGAAGGUUCGCUGGAGCCGAGGCCCGCGAUGCGCCCGGGGGGAGCAACGCAAGUCGCGGGGUCGCCGGCGACGGACGGGUCGCUGUGCGGGGAGCUGCUGCAGGCCCCGUCGCCCCCGGCCUUGCAGCCGCCUCCGGCCGCGCCGUCGGGGCCGCCACUCCCCGCUUCGGCCGGCGCGACCCUCAACCGCCUUCCGGAGCCGCUGCUGCGGAGACUCAGCGGGAGCCUGGACCGAGCGCCCGAGGGCCGGGGCUGGAGGAGGCUGGCCGAGGUGGCGGGAAGUCGGGGGCGCCUCCGGCUCAGUUGUCUGGACUUGGAGCAGUGUUCUCUUAAAGUCUUGGAGCCUGAAGGAAGUCCAAGCUUAUGUUUACUGAAACUGUUGGGUGAGAAAGGUUGCACGGUCACGGAACUGAGUGACUUCCUGCAGGCUAUGGAGCACACGGAGGUUCUUCUGCUUCUUAGCCCCCCAGGAAUAAAGAUCACUGUCAACCCAGAGUCAAAGGCAGUUUUGGCUGGACAGUUUGUCAAACUGUGUUGCCGGGCAACUGGACAUCCGUUUGUACAAUAUCAAUGGUUUAAAAUGAAUAAAGAGAUUCCAAACGGAAAUGCAUCAGAACUUAUUUUUAACACAGUGCAUGUAAAAGAUGCAGGCUUUUAUGUCUGUCGGGUUAAUAAUAAUUUCACCUUUGAAUUCAGCCAGUGGUCACAACUGGAUGUUUGUGAUAUCACUGAAGUAACAGGAAGCUUCCAGGGAAGUGUGGAUGGCGUCUCUGAAUCCAGGUUGCAAAUCUGCGUUGAACCAAGGUCCCAAAAGCUGACGCCCGGCAACACGUUGGUCUUACAGUGUGUUGCUGUCGGAAGCCCCAUUCCUCACUACCAGUGGUUCAAAAAUGAAUCACCAUUACUACAUGAGACCAAAAAGCUAUACAUGGUACCUUAUGUGGAUCUGGAACAUCAGGGAACCUACUGGUGUCAUGUAUAUAAUGAUCGAGACAGUCAAGAUAGCAAGAAGGUAGAAAUCAUCAUAGGAAGAACAGAUGAGGCAGUGGAGUGCACUGAAGAUGAAUUAAAUAAUCUUGGACAUCCUGACAAUAAAGAGCAAACAGCUGAUCAGCCUUUGGCAAAGGACAAGGUUGCUCUUUUGAUAGGAAAUAUGAAUUACUGGGAGCACCCCAAGCUUAAAGCGCCAUUGGUGGAUGUGUAUGAAUUGACCAACUUGUUACGACAACUAGAUUUCAAAGUUGUUUCACUGUUGGAUCUCACUGAGUAUGAGAUGCGAAAUGCUGUGGAUGAAUUUUUACUACUUUUAGACAAAGGAGUAUAUGGAUUGUUAUAUUAUGCAGGGCAUGGUUAUGAAAACUUUGGCAACAGCUUUAUGGUCCCUGUUGAUGCUCCAAAUCCGUAUAGGUCUGAAAACUGUCUGUGUGUGCAAAAUAUACUGAAAUUGAUGCAAGAGAAAGAAACUGGGCUUAACGUGUUCUUGUUGGACAUGUGUAGGAAAAGAAAUGACUAUGAUGACACUAUCCCAAUCUUGGAUGCGCUAAAAGUCACUGCCAAUAUUGUGUUUGGAUACGCCACGUGUCAAGGAGCAGAAGCUUUUGAAAUCCAGCAUUCUGGGCUGGCAAAUGGAAUUUUCAUGAAAUUUUUAAAAGAUAGAUUAUUAGAAGACAAGAAAAUUACUGUGUUACUGGAUGAAGUUGCAGAAGAUAUGGGUAAAUGUCACCUCACCAAAGGCAAACAGGCUCUAGAGAUUCGGAGUAGCUUGUCUGAAAAGAGAGCCCUCACUGACCCAAUCCAGGGGACAGCGUAUUCUGCGGAGUCUCUGGUGCGGAAUCUGCAGUGGGCCAAAGCACACGAACUCCCAGAAAGUAUGUGUCUUAAAUUUCAGUGCGGCGUUCAGAUUCAGUUAGGGUUUGCCGCCGAAUUCUCCAAUGUCAUGAUAAUCUACACAAGCAUAGUCCACAAGCCACCCGAUGUCCUGAUGUGCGAUGCCUAUGUCACCGAUUUUCCUCUUGACUUAGAUAUUGAUCCCAAAGAUGCAAACAAAGGGACGCCUGAGGAAACGGGCAGCUACUUCGUGUCCAAGGAUCUUCCCAAGCACUGCCUCUACACUAGGCUCAGCUCGCUGCAGAAAUUAAAGGAACAUCUGAUCUUCACAGUCUGCCUGUCGUAUCAGUACUCAGGCUUGGAAGAUACCGUCGAGGAGAAGCAGGAGGUGAAUGUGGGCAAACCCCUCAUUGCCAAACUGGACAUUCACCGAGGUUUGGGCAGGAAAACUUGCUUCCAAACGUGUAUUAUGUGUAACGGCCCUUACCAGACCGCAGCAUCCACCUCAUCGGGAACCGGCCGUUACCCCUCAUCUCAGGACUCAUUCCCCGGUGUUUACCAUUCGCACCUUGGUAACUCCAGUAACGUCUUGCCAUCAGAUGACUGUCGCUGCAGCCGGAUGGCAGAUGCAUUUAUUUCAAGUCACCACACCCACCAUUAUCCGUGCCAGUUCGGGAGGAGCAAUGUGCCAGUGGAGACAACUGAUGACAUGCCAUUCAAUCUCUCUGAGGGGCUCCGAAUUUCUGAAAACUGACCUCCUUAUUUUCGGAAGUUACCAUAAUUACUCGAUGCCUCCAGUGCAACAGUACUGACAUGAAGAGAGGCAUCAUAAAAAAGUAAACAUGGAUCUGUAGAGAGAGAAGAUCUGUGAUAGUAUUUCGUGGCAAACCCAGGACUUUGAAUUGUU